Molecule: messenger RNA, 3782 nt
Organism: Paecilomyces variotii
Lineage: Eukaryota; Fungi; Ascomycota; Eurotiomycetes; Eurotiales; Thermoascaceae
Product: exoribonculease Dhp1
Exons: 3
Coding region: 225-3356 (1043 amino acids)
Biological process (GO): nuclear-transcribed mRNA catabolic process
Cellular component (GO): nucleus
Molecular function (GO): RNA binding; 5'-3' RNA exonuclease activity; zinc ion binding
Source: RefSeq, a predicted model, not a curated record
CUGCGAGAUACAAGCAAACCACUGAAUUCUUGACGGGUAGCAGUGUGUCUGCUUCCAAAUUUGUGAGGUUGGAAGGCUGUUGGAAGCUUUUUUUUUGCUUUUCUUCGCUUCCAAAAGGACACCUGAGCCGUCUUGCGGAGACGGUCGAUGGGCUGCGCAGAGCACGAGAUAUUUCAGAUUGCUCGAAGUUGAGGCUGUGAUCGCAGCGCAUCGAUAUCGCCAUCAUGGGUGUUCCAGCACUGUUCAGAUGGCUGUCCCAGAAGUAUCCGAAGAUUAUCUCCCCGGUGAUCGAAGAGCUUCCUUAUGAAGUGGGUGGAGAGGUCAUUCCGGUCGACACGACCGGACCCAAUCCCAACGGGGAGGAAAUGGAUAAUCUGUACUUGGAUAUGAACGGUAUCGUUCAUCCCUGUACGCAUCCAGAGGGCAAGCCCCCGCCAGCGAACGAGCAGGAGAUGAUGCUGGAGAUCUUCAAGUACACCGACAGAGUGGUCAACAUGGUCCGACCGCGCAAGCUGCUCAUGAUCGCAAUUGAUGGUGUCGCGCCCCGAGCAAAAAUGAACCAGCAACGAGCGCGUCGAUUCCGCUCCGCUCAGGAGGCUCGGGAAGCCGAUGAGAAGAAGGAGGAAUUCCGGAAGCUGCAGGCGAAGCAGAACGGUAACAAACUGGAGGUGGAGCUGCAAGAGGAGGUCAUCCAGAAGACAUGGGACAGCAACGUCAUCACUCCUGGAACACCGUUCAUGGACAUUUUGUCUGCGUCGCUGCGGUAUUGGAUCGCCUACAAGCUGAACACUGAUCCGGCGUGGGAGAAGCUGAAGAUCAUCAUCUCCGACGCGACUGUGCCUGGUGAAGGAGAGCAUAAGAUCAUGGAGUUCAUUCGGUCCCAGAGGUCAUCGCCAGAACAUGAUCCCAACACCCGUCAUGUUAUGUACGGGCUGGAUGCCGAUUUGAUUAUGCUGGGUCUGGCAACCCAUGAGCCUUAUUUCAGAGUCCUUCGAGAAGACGUUUUCUUCCAGGAGUCUAGGGCUAGAACUUGCCAUCUAUGUGGUCAAGCCGGCCACAAGGCGAAUGAAUGCAGGGGUCAGGCUAAAGAGAAGAACGGCGAGUUUGACGAAAAGGGCAAGGGUACCGCUCUCAAACCGUUCAUCUGGCUGCAUGUUUCUAUCCUUCGGGAGUAUCUGGCCGCCGAGAUGUACGUACCGCAACAGCCAUUUCCCUUUGAUCUGGAGCGGGCGCUGGAUGACUGGGUCUUCAUGUGUUUCUUUGUCGGUAACGACUUCUUGCCACAUCUUCCUUCUCUUGACAUUCGAGAGAACGGAAUUGACACUUUGAUCGCAAUCUGGCGUGAUAAUAUCCCGGUUAUGGGUGGAUACCUCACGAAGGAUGGGCAAGUUGACCUGAAGAAGGCCCAGCUUAUCCUGCAGGGGCUCGCGAAGCAGGAAGACGCUAUUUUCCGCCGUCGACGACAGACGGAAGAGAGGAGACAUCGGAACCAGCAAAGGCGUAAAGAGGAGGAGAGAAUGCGGGAUGAUGAACGCGCGCGCAAGCGAAGGAGGAGCUCGCCCACCUAUGACUCUCCUACUGGCAAGUCUCGCAAGAACGGGCCAGACGCUGGGCCUCCAGCUGAUCUGCCUCUGAUCACUCCCGGAAGAGGACAUCUAUCGAAAGAGAAUCGGGAGCUCACUCACAGCAUGGUAGUGAAUCGGGGAGCUAUCUACAAGGCAAAUGUGGCCAACAAGAGCGCCGCAGCGGUACUGAAGAGUCAGCUUUUGAAGGGCCCUACCGCAGAUGCUAGCGAGGGUGACGCAACACCAGCAGACAACGAGGAUCCGUCGAAUGUCGAGGAAGAGCAGACAUCCCCAUCAGUGCUGGGUAAGCGCAAGGCUGAUAUGGCGGAGGACGAAAAUGUCGAGCCUGGAACUCCGGGAAGAGACACGCCUAUUGUGGACAACACACCGAAGGAUGAGGAUGAGCUCCCUCCUGACACAGUGCGCCUGUGGGAGGAAGGUUACGCCGACCGAUAUUACGAACAGAAAUUCGGUGUCGACCCCAAAGACAUUGAGUUCCGUCACAAGGUCGCGCGAGCCUACGUGGAGGGACUUUGCUGGGUGCUGUUGUAUUAUUUCCAGGGCUGUCCUUCCUGGACUUGGUACUAUCCUUAUCACUACGCGCCUUUUGCGGCUGACUUUGUCGACAUCGAUGACGUGGAGAUCAACUUCGACAAAGGAAGUCCAUUCAGACCGUUUGAGCAGCUGAUGGGCGUGUUGCCGGCAUCUUCCAACCAUGCUCUACCCGAAGUGUUCCAUGAUCUCAUGAGCGACCCCAACAGCGAGAUCAUUGACUUCUACCCGGAAGACUUUCCAGUAGAUCUCAAUGGCAAGAAGUUCGCCUGGCAAGGAGUUGUGCUUCUCCCGUUCAUUGACGAGAAGCGCCUCCUGGCCGCCAUGCAGAAGAAGUAUCCUCUUCUGACCGAGGACGAAAGGGCGCGAAAUACGAUGGGCCGUGAUGUCCUCUUGUUAUCCGACCGCCAUCCACUGUACAAGGAGUUGGUCUCUAAUCUGUACUCCAAGAAACAGAGUGAGGCCAAGUUCAAACUCAACAUGCGUGUGAGUGAUGGCCUUGCGGGUAGGGUUGAGCGGAGUGAGGCCUACAUCCCACAUAGCUCGUUGGUCUCGCCGCUAGAAGACAAUGGUCUGCCGAGUCUGGAUGAGGACCACUCUAUGACGGUGAAUUACGAGAUCCCGAAGUCGUCUCACGUCCACAAAUCUAUGCUUCUCCGAGGCGUCAAAUUGCCGCCACCGACCCUCGAUAAGGCGGAGAUUGAGAUUGUCCGGUCGAAGGCGGCACAUUCCGGCCGACAAUAUGGCGGUGCUCCGCUCCGCAAUGGAAAUGGAGGUGGUCGUGGUGGCCGUAUCAACUACGCCAACGACAGACCAAACCCUUUCGCUGCUCAUAUCAAUCCUGGCUUUGUCCCGCCGCCGAACAUGGGCGCUCCGAUGCCACCUUCGGGCUGGGUUCCCCCUGCCCCUGGAACUAUGGGAUACUCCCAGGGGCCACCCCCACCUCCUCGAGGCGGCUACAACGACCCGUACCGCCAGUCAUACCCCGGGGGGCCCCAGCAGUCUGGUAAUCAACAUGGCGGUUACUAUGGCCAGGGGAACUACCAUAACCAGUCCUCAUAUGGUCAGCAGGGAUACAAUCAGUCUCACCACGGACAAGGCGGCGGUUACCAGGGCCAGCAUUAUGGCUCUGGUCGCAACGAUCGACGGGAUGGCGGUUACGGUGGCGGAUAUCGCGAUCAGCGCCAAGGCCGUGACAGCUAUGGUUCCAGGCGCAAUGAUGGAUAUGGACGAUACUAGGCGUUCUGAAUUGGCUUGCUUUUGAGAAAUCUUGUACAGUAGCAGUAGGGUACGAGCAUACGCUGGACUAACUAUCUACGGAGUUAUGGAAGAACUCAGAUCAAACGAAGUUUCCGAGUUGUGUUCUGAAAUUUCAUCGUCUGUCAUAAAGUAGUCUAACAAAGGGAUUGACUUCCUGUUGAUAAUCAAGGAGCUACUUAUGUGAUGCUCCUCGUACGUAGAUCAGUACACGAUAAAUUGCCUGCCUACCACAGAAGUGCCGAAUAAGAUGCAAUUAAUACCAGAUCACCAAGGACGACAGGAAAUUCCCUGCUCGGAAUCAGCGACUCAUCCACCUAAGAGCAGAGUCCGUCAGACAUCAACAAGGCUAGACUCCUAGUCAUUCCAGCACUGGGACCACGUGUGCACUGCCCUGUUCUAUCGAUG